UGCCUUCAACAACUGUCACGAAAAAUCGUCCAUCGCAAGUAAAGAAUUUGCGUAAAUUUGCUAAUAAGAGUAAUUGUAGCAUCAAGAAAUAAGGCGAUUAUAGUUAUUUGUUAUAUUAUUAAACGUAAUCUACAAGUAGCCAAUAAGAAGUUAACUAUGUUAAGAUCACAAUGAAGUGUUAAUCGGUUGCUCAAUAUUAUAGUAGUGUAACUCCGCAGUAGUGAUGAGCGAACGAUACCCCGGAUACCUGUUCGGUGGGACACCAGUGAGUAGUUGGGACAGGAGUUUCAACUCCUUGGAGAACCAAAUCCAGCAACAGUACAGAGGUCGGUACGGCGGACCGCCGCGGUGCUGGGGCAGCAUGUCAGAAGGAGGGGGCGUGUCGGCCGCGGGGGACUCUAGCAGAACCAACCUCAUCGUCAACUAUCUGCCGCAAACCAUGACAGAGAAGGACCUGUACGCCAUGUUCAUGACCAUAGGGCCCAUCGAGAGCUGCCGCGUCAUGAAAGAUUUUAAGACGGGGUACAGUUACGGGUUCGGCUUCGUGAACUUCACGCGCGAGGAGGACGCGGCGAGAGCUAUCGACACCUUCAACGGAUACCAACUCAGGAAUAAGCGGUUAAAGGUAUCAUACGCGCGGCCAUCAGGCGACGACAUUAAAGAGACGAACUUGUACGUGACGAACUUACCCCGCGCCAUCACCGAAGACCAGCUAGAGACGAUAUUCGGGAAGUACGGACGUAUAGUGCAGAAACACAUCCUCAGGGACAAAAGUAAUGGGUCGCCGCGUGGUGUGGCUUUUGUUAGGUUUGACAAACGCGAGGAGGCACAAGAGGCGAUAGCAGCCUUAAACAACGUGAUACCAGAGGGCGGCACUGAGCCGCUCAGCGUCAAGGUGGCGGAAGAACAUGGGAAGCAGAAAGCGGCGUACUACGCGGGUUGGGCGGCGGGAUUCCACCACAACCGAGGCGACUAUUCCUGGAGCUGCGGCACCUGCAUGAUGCCAGAGCCUUGGGAGGACUUUCCAGGCCCGCCCUUAGGCGGCAGUCACCCCGGCACCCCGCGCAACGGCUGCCGGCCCGGCGCCUGCGCCAACCGGGUACCCUACCCUAACUACCUCCCCGGCAAAGGCCCGAGGCCUAACCGGGGCCGGAACUUACCCUGGGCCCCGAACUUUGGCGAAGAAAGAUUCAGAGGGCAACGCUGUAGGAACGGCCCCACCCCAUACUGGUAGAACUGUACAAAAAUACAAUGGAUUUGAUUUGAAAUUGUAUAUUUUUUUGAGGUUGCUUUUGAUCUCAAUGGUGUACAUAUUUUUAAUUGAGAGAUUCUGGCAUGGAAUUGUCAGGGACAUUGUUAUCUUUAUUAAAAAGAUAUCGAUUGAAGGAUUUUAAAUAUUAUAU
This is a messenger RNA of Cydia amplana, 1403 nucleotides long. RefSeq names its product sex-lethal homolog (gene Sxl). Gene Ontology annotation, cellular component: ribonucleoprotein complex. The transcript has 8 exons. Lineage: Eukaryota; Metazoa; Arthropoda; Insecta; Lepidoptera; Tortricidae. Gene Ontology annotation, molecular function: RNA binding. The coding region runs from base 224 to 1234 and encodes 336 amino acids. The record is from RefSeq and is a predicted model, not a curated record.